Molecule: messenger RNA, 3050 nt
Organism: Tripterygium wilfordii
Lineage: Eukaryota; Viridiplantae; Streptophyta; Magnoliopsida; Celastrales; Celastraceae
Product: pollen-specific leucine-rich repeat extensin-like protein 1
Exons: 1
Coding region: 295-2802 (835 amino acids)
Molecular function (GO): protein binding
Source: RefSeq, a predicted model, not a curated record
AAAAGGGCCAAAACUCAAAACUCAUGCUAUAUUUCUGGUAGAAGAUGAUUGACUUGGUCAUCGCUUGUUUGUCAUCAGUUGAAAACCAUCAAAUCCCAACAUGUUAAUACUUUCAUCCCUAAAAUUAGAGCAAAGCUGCAAAAUCAAAAGGAGCUGUGAACAAUAAAGCAGCCAAUCCUGUGGUGGCCGAGAAACAGCAAGUAUAUUUUCUCUGUUUAUGCCAGAAAGAGUGAAAAUAAUUUGUCUUCUCCCCUCAGAUUCCUGUAAGCAGCCUUGGGUCACUGCCAAGGCAGAAUGCCCAUGCAAACCUUCCCAAAAAUGCAGGCCACAGGCUGCUUUUUGGUGAUUCCUCUUCUCAUCUUCUCUUCAUCCGUCUUAGCUCUUUCUGAUGUCGAAGUUUCCUUCAUCGCUCAUCGCCAACUCCUAACCCUUCAAGAGGAUGGUGAAUUGCCGGACGAUUAUGAGCACAGAGUUGAGCUUGAUAUCACAUUUGCCAAUCCCAGGCUUAGAAGAGCUUACAUUGCUCUCCAGGCAUGGAAGAAGGCCAUAUAUUCAGACCCAUAUAACACAACAGAAAAUUGGAUCGGUCCAGACGUUUGCGCUUACAAUGGUGUGUUUUGUUCUCCAGCUCUGGAUGACCCAAAACAAACUGUUGUCUCUGGCAUUGAUCUUAACCAUGCUGACAUUGCUGGAUAUUUGCCUGUGGAGUUGGGUUUAUUGACAGAUAUUGCUCUCUUCCACAUUAACACAAACAGGUUCUGCGGCAUCAUUCCAAAGAGCUUUUCGAAGCUAAGGCUUUUGCACGAGCUCGAUGUUAGCAACAACCGUUUUGUUGGCCUAUUCCCAGAUCAUGUUCUAAUGAUUCCCGCACUCAAGUACCUGGAUCUUAGGUACAACAAUUUUGAGGGAGACCUGCCUCCGGAGGCGUUCAAAACGGAACUAGAUGCCUUGUUCUUGAACAACAAUCGGUUCACAUCAAUCAUUCCUGAAACUCUAGGAGACUCUCCGGCCUCCGUUGUAGUAUUCGCCAAUAACAAAUUCAGAGGCUGCAUUCCCAGCAGCAUUGGUAAGAUGGGAAACACGUUGGAUGAAAUUAUUUUCCUAAACAACAAGCUCUCUGGGUGUUUGCCAACCGAGCUUGGAAUGCUGGCAAAUGUGACGGUGCUAGAUGUUGCCUUGAACACAUUCACCGGUAUCUUGCCUAAGACGUUAAGCGGGCUUGGAAAGGUUGAAGAAUUGGAUGUGUCACAUAACAUGCUCACUGGUUUUGUUCCUGAUUCCGUUUGUCGUUUGCCUAGCUUGAUGAACUUCACAUUCUCCUACAAUUAUUUCAAUGGUGAAGCUCAAUCGUGCGAGCCAACGAAGAAGAGAGACAUUGCGUUGGAUGACACAGGCAAUUGUUUACCUGACAGGCCGAGGCAAAAGCCAGCACAAAUAUGUCAACCAGUGGUGAACAAACCAGUGGAUUGUAGCAAGGCUAAGUGUGGCGGAUCAUCAUCACCUUCUCCACAGAAUCCACCAUCUGAGAAGAAACCGCCACCUGUUCCAAAAUCUUCAGCACCAAGGCCCAAACCAACUCCAUCAACCAAGUCACCACCCCCAGAGCCAAAACAACAACAGCCAAAUUCGCCAGAGCCACCUAAAGUGCAACCUCCAAAGCCAAAACCAUCUCCAGUGCCAGAAGCACCCAAGGAACAACCUCCAAAAGAGAAACCAGUCCCUAAACCUGAAGCACCCAAAGCACAACCUCCACCGCAAACGCCCAAGCCAAAGCCACCAAAAACACAAACACCUAAUGUGCAACACCCAAAGCCGAAACCAUCUCCAGUGCCAGAAGCACCCAAAUCACAGUCCCCACCGCAAAAGCCGAAGCCGAAGGCAUCAAAAACACAAACACCUAAUGUGCAACACCCAAAGCCCAAACCAUCUCCGGAGCCAGAAGCACCCAAAGCACAACCUCCACCGCAAAUGCCCAAGCCAAAGACACCAAAAACACAAAUACCUGAUGUGCAACACCCAAAGCCCAAACCAUCUCCGGUGCCAGAAGCACCCAAAGCACAGCCUCCACCGCAAAUGCCCAAGCCAAAGCCACCAAAAACACAAACACCUAAUGUGCUACACCCAAAACCGAAACCAUCUCCAGUGCCAAAAGCACCCAAGGAGCAACCUCCAAAAGAAAUACCAGUCCCUGAAGCACCUGAAGCAGUACCUCCACAGCAAAAACCAAACCCAGAGCCAGAAUCGCCCAAAGAAAAAACUCCAGAACCUAAACCAGCUACACCGCCAACACCGGUCAACUCUCCACCGCCUCCACCUGUCAACUCUCCACCGCCGCCAGUACAUUCACCUCCACCACCUGUCAACUCUCCACCACCACCAGUACAUUCACCUCCACCACCACGAGUAGUCAAAUCUCCUCCAACACCGGUAAACUCUCCACCACCACCAGUACACUCACCUCCACCCCCACAAGUAGUCAAAUCUCCUCCACCACCUCCAGUACAUUCACCACCACCACCAGUACAUUCACCUCCACCACCACCUGUACACUCACCUCGACCACCACAAGUAGUCAAAUCUCCUCCGCCACGGGUUCACUCCCCACCACCUCCUGUGUUCUCACCUCCAACACCGGUACGAUCUUCCCCACCACCGAUACGGUCUCCCCCUCCACCUUCUCCAUCUCUCUCACCUCCUCCUCCUGUUUCCGUCGCGCCACCGCCGGAAGAUGACCUGAUACUUCCACCGAACUUGGGUUUCAAAUACGCAUCACCGCCACCACCAAUGGUCCCUGGAUACUAACUGAUUCAUCUGUAAUAUUUUUCCCCUUGAGAUUUUUUACCCGCUUGCUUUAGUUAGUCAAUAGAAUUUUCAAUACACAAUAUCGAAAUUAUAACUUUCUUUUUAUCAUUGAAUCAGUAAAUACAUACAACAUAUCUCUUCGAAUUGUUCGAGUGAAUGCAGUCAAUUGGCUGACCAUUAACAUUUGCAUACGUUGCAUUCUCCCGUUCCCUGCUGCCGCAUCCACAAUCAAAUACGCCGUCUUGCGA